This is a messenger RNA of Neltuma alba, 684 nucleotides long. Its product is annotated as agamous-like MADS-box protein AGL80. The coding region runs from base 1 to 684 and encodes 227 amino acids. Gene Ontology annotation, biological process: positive regulation of transcription by RNA polymerase II. Lineage: Eukaryota; Viridiplantae; Streptophyta; Magnoliopsida; Fabales; Fabaceae. The record is from RefSeq and is a predicted model, not a curated record. Gene Ontology annotation, molecular function: cis-regulatory region sequence-specific DNA binding; DNA-binding transcription factor activity, RNA polymerase II-specific; protein dimerization activity. The transcript has a single exon.
AUGACCAGAAGGAAGGUGAAGCUUGCAUUCAUUGUCAAUGAAUCUGCAAGGAAGACAACAUACAGGAAGAGAAAGAAUGGUAUGGUGAAGAAGGCAAACGAACUUGCCACCCUUUGUGGGGUUGAGGCAUGUAUGAUAAUUUACAGUCCUUAUGAUACUGAGCCUGAGGUUUGGCCUUCCUCCAUGGGAGUCCAAAGCACACUGGUGAGGUUCAGACAGAUGCCAGAGAUGGAGCAGUGCAAGAAGAUGAUGAACCAAAUGAGCUUCACAAGGGAAAGGAUCCAGAAAAUCAGUGAGCAGGUGAAGAAGAUGAGGAGGAACAAUAGGGAGAAGGAGCUGGCCCAGAUCAUGUAUCACUACUUGAGCAGUGGGAUUUUUCUGCAGAAUAUGACUAUGAAUGAUCUCCAUGAUCUGUCAUGGCUGAUUGGGCAGAACCUGAGGGAUAUCAGUAGGAGGAUGGAGGCACUGGAGAUGGAGCCUCAGAAUGAAGUCCAGAUCCAAAGUCAGGGACAAGAACAAGCCGGAGAAGAUAACAACAAUGGAAAGGGAAUUAUGGAGAUGAAUAUAAGCACAUUGCAGAGACAGCAAAAUUUUAUGGAAUUGAUGAACUGUGCGGGGGAUGAGACACUUCCAUUUGGAGAGGCCAAUCUCUGUAAUGCUUGGUCUAGCCCCUUUUACUUUUGA